UAUUUUUGCAUUUUUCUUUUCUCAUUUUCAAUUGACUGGAAAUUAUUUAAAAGGUAUUUAAUUUAUUUAAAGGUAGAAUGGCGGGGUUUGUCGGGGGUUUUUUUUAUCAAAUGCCUGUUUAUUGUCCAAAGAUUCUGUACACAACCACAGAUUUUUUGUUUUAGUAGGUAUUUCAUAGAUCUCGCUAAAAAACGUCGACAAAUUUCUAAGAUUUUUGGAUACUUGCUGGUUGGAAAUAGCUUGUCGACUGAUACCAAAAUCAAUUAAAUUUGAUAAUCCUCGUCUCUCCCGCGAUCAUUAACGAAGCCGACAAUUUCAGAUUUUCACAGUGCACAGAAUCUUGGGACAAUUAAAACAGGCUUUUCAGAAAGAAUAAAUGUCUAGUUAACACUACUAAAAUUAUCUAAAGUUUAAAUACCAAUCUUUAAAAAUAUUUGCAAACAAAAAAAAAUUUGGCACAAAAUUGCGCCCUUUCAGGAGAGCGAUAAAUAUAUGGGAGGUUUAGGCUUAACAAUAACAUGCGCAAUCGGGGCAGGCGCACUUGGUUUGAGUGCAGCCACCCUCCCUUUUGUCCUUCCUGCUUUUCGACGUGUUUGUAUACCUUAUGUGCCGGCUACUGUUAAACAAAUCGAAAAUGUUGUUAAAUUGAUGGAUCAAUACAAAAAUGCAAACCCCGCCACAAGAGGGCUAAAAAUAAUUGAUUUGGGCAGUGGAGAUGGAAGAGUUGUAAGUAAAUUUAUUUUUUUUUUUUUUUGGUUCAGAUUUUGA
Molecule: messenger RNA, 768 nt
Organism: Meloidogyne enterolobii
Lineage: Eukaryota; Metazoa; Nematoda; Chromadorea; Rhabditida; Meloidogynidae
Source: the annotation of a GenBank genome assembly